CCUAAAUCAUAGUUUUAGAUGAAUUCAGAUAUAUUAUAUAAUCCAUACUACUCAACUGCAUAUUAUUUCCCAUAGUUUCUAAACUAUUAAUAGCAAUACGUUCAUUAAAGUAACUAAUAGUUUAAAUUAGCAUAAAGUGAUAUUUUAAUAAUAGAAUGUUCCAAUGCAAUUACCAUAAUUUUAAUAUGAUUCAUGUGUAUAGCCAAUCAAUUUCUUCACUAAUUAUCAAUAUGAGGCACCUGAAAUUAAAAAUACCAAUUAAAAUGAUCAUAUAACUGAAGUAAAGUUAGGAAUUUAAGAAAAAGGCCCAUUAAGUGAAGAAGACUCUUAAACACGAGCUAAUGGUAACAAUUAUUAUAAUUGAAAGGCCAUUGGACACAAUAAGAACAUUAAUUAUACCUUGAAUUUGUGAAGAGUCACGAAUCUAUAUUAAAAUCCAAAUAUGAUAAAAAAUCUAAGAAAAUUUUCAAACUCAUGAGUUCAUACAUACCAACAAGAACAGCAACUUAAUGUAGGUCUCAUCAUUAAAAGUUUAAUCCUUUAAAUAAAGGAAAGAAGAAAUUAAAAUAAUUAUUCCGAUAGAUUCCUACUGUAAUUCUUCCACAUAGUUGACUUCUUUGACUCUAUUAUAAAUUUUAAUUCAUUCA
Messenger RNA from Paramecium sonneborni, 647 nucleotides. The record is from the annotation of a GenBank genome assembly. Lineage: Eukaryota; Ciliophora; Oligohymenophorea; Peniculida; Parameciidae.